Molecule: messenger RNA, 9130 nt
Organism: Eriocheir sinensis (Chinese mitten crab)
Lineage: Eukaryota; Metazoa; Arthropoda; Malacostraca; Decapoda; Varunidae
Product: ras-related protein Rab-34-like
Exons: 8
Coding region: 338-1153 (271 amino acids)
Molecular function (GO): GTPase activity; GTP binding
Source: RefSeq, a predicted model, not a curated record
GCCAGCCGGAAGCGGUGCCCUUCGGUGGUGUAUGGGUUGCUUGUUUUUGUCAAAUCACAAUGCCUUGCAGUUAUUCAGUAUCUGGCUGCAAUUUUUUUUUUUUUUUUUUUUUUUUAAUAUUUACCCCUAGUUUCACUAGGGGAACGGGCCCUUGUCCGAAGACGGCCCGUUAAGAGGGUAAAAAUGCUCCCUCCCUGCGCGGGGGAGCACGGGCUUAGCCUAAUGGCGGCCCGUAGCAGGAUGCCGACAGACCGACUCUAUCGGCGAUCGAAAUCUAGCCGACCGAGUCGGUCUGCCGACGAGGACUGGCGUGUCUCUGUGGCUGCAAGUCUGACAGAUGAGGCUGAGCAGGUCUGCUGUCUACACAAUGUUGCAGACUCGUGCCCAAAAGGAUCGUGUUAUCACCUCCCUGCCACCACCCUUCAUCAGACAGGCAAGUCCCCACACCCAUGAUGACUUCCAUGAGGAGGUGAGGAAUGCAGCAAAUGGGGACCACAUGCUGCAAGCUGGCCUCAAGAUCUCCAAGAUGAUUGUGUUGGGGGAUGUGGCCACCGGAAAGACUUGCCUCGUCAACAGGUUUUGUCACCAAGUUUUUGAUGCCAACUACAAAGCAACAAUAGGCGUAGACUUUGAGGUGGAGAGGUUUGACAUCCUGGGCAUCCCCUUCAAUCUGCAAAUCUGGGACACUGCUGGGCAAGAGAGAUUCAAAUGCAUUGCUGCUUCCUACUACAGGGGUGCAAGUGCUGUGAUGAUCGUGUUUGAUGUGACCAACAUUGUGACACUGGCCCACACUUCCCAAUGGCUGGAGGAAGCCCGGCAGGCCAAUGCAGACCGCCUCACCCCCUUGGUAUUCUUGGUGGCAACCAAACGAGACCUCAUGAGUGAAGGAGCUUACGACCAGAUCGAGAAGGAGGCCCGGCGAGUAGCACAAGGCCUUGGCGCAGAGUACUGGGCAGUGUCCUCCAAGACAGGUGACAACGUGGAGUCUUUGUUCCUACGAGUAGCAGCACUCACCUUUGACCGCUCAGUGGUGCAGGAGCUAAGCGGUGGUGGGUCAGACAGACGCAAGCAGUCCACAGUCAGGAUUGGCCAUAGGUUGGAGGACACCUUUGAAGGCCACAAAAAAGCCAAGUGUGCAACAUGCAACAAGUAGCACUUUGGGCCCUGAUGAGUGUGGCUCCAGAGUCCUUUCCUACUGCCCUCGGUAGCAGAUAUCUCAGUAAUGGUAAUUAUAGACAAAGCACUUAACUCUUCACGCAAUGGUAGUGUGAAGAUUUACUCAAGUUAUGAACAAUGAAGCUAUUAGUAUAGGAAGGUUGCUUUUAAACCAGUGAUAGUCAGAGUGGUUUUUCAAUACCUUGAUGAUUAUUUUUGAAUGUUAACCUUUUCCAUUCAUGACGCAGACGUCGGCGACACAGUAUGGAAAGGGUCAAGAGGAAAUGGAAGAGGAUUAAUUCUCUUCUAAACCUCUCAAUCCUCCUCUAAAUUCCUCUUAAUCCUCUUCCAUUUCCUCUUAAGAGGUUUAGAAGAGGAUUAAGAGGAAAUAGAAUAGGAUUAAGAGGUUUAGAAGAGGACUAACCCUUUCCAUACGGUGACGCUGUCGGCCGCCGAUGUCGCGUCGCUGGAGUGAAGGGGUUAAAGAAGGAAUGCUUCUCCAAAAGCUCUAAUUUUUUUGUCCAAAGAAAUAGCAUCAUCAUGUGGACCAUUUUUUUUUUUUUUUUUUUUUGAUUUUUUUUUUUUUUUUAAUUCAACAUUAAAUGUUGACGGGAAGAGGAGACCUUAUUUUAGUCCAUGAUAGUCAGGAUACACUUUUGCUCCAGUAUUGUGUUAAGGUGCUCACCUGUGUUUGUCAUAAAAGCUUGACAUGGUGGGAGCACAAGCAAUUCUUUCCCACCAUAGUGACAGCCAUGAUGCUGAUAGAAGUUAGUGUAAAUAAUUCUGCAUUUCUGUGGUUAGUCACACUAAAGACAGCAUUGCUAGAGGAAAAUGCUUUGAGACAACACAUAUUGCUUCCUAAUGUUGGUGCUGCUACCUUAUAUUGCACAAUGAAUGAUACACAACGGCCUCCCUCCCCCUGACCGUCACCGCCAUGAGGCUGCUGCUUCAGGGACCUUGUGCCUUGUCCAGCCAAGAGGCCCCUCUGGUGCAGUUUCCAGCCUCUUUUUAAUGUAGGAAUGCAUGGAUUCUGCUUACCAGCAGUUUAUGUUAGUCUUUUGCUGUGUUCUCAGCCAAGUGACCUGAUGUUUGCCAGCCUCCUUAAGUGACUUGUUACCGUUGAGAUGACUCACUGUUGUGUAUAGAGGUGAUGUUUGGCAUAUCACUCUGGGUAAAUUUUUUGUGCUCACAGGUGCUUAUUGUAUGUUAUUCCUGUAAAGCACAACUUUAUAGCAUAAGAUGAACAAGUGUUGCUGCUCAUGCUGUGAUAAAGGCUUAUAUGGCAGCUCAACUUAGUUUUCUGAGUUAAUAUGAAAAGUGACUGAUGGUUUUCCCUUUUCUACCUGGAACUAGUCAACUUCAUCAGUAGAAUGCUUUGUUGUGGAUGAGAACUAAACCAAAGGAACAUUAAGGCAUUUAUUUGUGUUAGGAUGUUUAGGGAAGGGAUGCACAUGUUUGCAGGUACAUGUUCACAAGAUGCAUGGGUGUAUUUGGGUUUGCAUGCAUGUCCGAAUUGGGUGUGUAUAUGCGGAAGCACAUGUGCCUGCAACAGGGCUUCAAUAACAGAGGACAGAAUUUUGCUUCCACAUUAUUAUUUUGUUUAUUUUUGCAUUUGCAAAAUACGUUUCAUUCCCUCACUUUCUAAACAUUCACAUUGAAGUUUUAGUUUUAUGCUAUUGAUAUAAUAAAGGUAUUUAAUUCUACCAUUGUGUAAGUUUUUGACAAGAGGUUUUCUGUACUUUUUUUUUGCAUAGAAUUGUUGCAGUGACAAGAUUUCCUGUUAUCAUUUGUUUACUUGAUGAAAGAUGUUUCUCAUGAACCAGACUACAUAUAUUAUUACUUGCAUAUUACUUUUAAAGGAAGUGUAGGAAGACUAAGAUUUUGAAGGAAAUGGUUUAUUUUUAUUUAUUUUUUUAUUCUUUGUGACAAGGUGUUAUGCUCAUGGAACACAUGCACACUGACUUUGGUUGUGAGAAGUUUGAAAUUUAUUGCCACAAUAAAACCUUUGAUGAUGGCACAUAAAUGUAUGCCUCUUAUGUCCAGCCUCCAUUGAGUGAGUACUUGAGCUCAGAGGUUAGAGGACAAUGUUGAAGACUUGCUGUUACUCAUCAAAGUUAAAAGUGCACAGGAAAAUGUGCUUUGGGAAUUUUGCUGGAUUUUUUACAAAUUUUCUGAAUGUUUCAUGUAAUUAUAACUCAUUAUGAUGGUGUAGAUUUCAUGUCAAGUGAUCACUGUCACGUCUUGUAUGCUUCAGUGAGAUAUAGAGUGCUGUUUUGUUGUGCCCUUUGCAUUGUGAAAUGUUGUGAAUAUUAGCACAUUUCAAUUCUUCAGAUUGUGGGUAACUCAGCCUUUACAAGUGUUGUUGUUAGUAAGACACUUUCUUAGUAAGAGACUUGAUUGAAAUGUCUACUGAAGAAUUAUUGAUUAAUUAUUGUAAUUUCAGAGAUACUUUUGUAUUAUUGAAGUGAAAGUAUAGUCUAGAAUUUUGUAGGUGCUUACAUUUUACAGAGGUUUUCUAAUUACUUUAUUUAUUCUAUGCCUAUAUGAUAUUUAGUAUUUUAUAGUGGAACUAGUGUUAUAAUCUUAGUAUGAGAGAAACUCAGCACUAUGUGCAGUCUCCAAGAAACACGGCCUCAAAGUGCAUUACUUAAUGAUAUGUCAGGACCUGAUUAUGUUUUUUUUAAAUAGUUUAUAACAUAAGGUGAUUCAGUGCUCUAAGUUGUACUUUGCUAGUGCUGCAUCAGGGAUGAGGAAAUUUGAGUUGAGAAAUUUUCAUCUUGUACAGACAGACAACUGUUUAGCUCUCUAGACUUUAAAGAUAUUCUGAAUUCAUAGGGCACCAAAUUCAAGGGGAAGUGGUUCUGCAUGUUGCCCUUUGCAAGCUUUAACAGAAAUUAGACCAAUAAUUGAGAGCAAAUCCAGAAACUCCAGACAAGGGAAUCCUGUACACUAUAGUCUCCGCACGCUGAACUGACCCAGAAGUCCCUAUGCCUUUUGCCCCAAGGAGGCUUUGCCCCCUUUCACCUGAUUGGCUGAAGGUUACCAUUUAAAACAGGUGAAUGUUAUAUUAAAUAUCAUAUGAUGGGGGAUCAUGCAGUGUGGUAGGUAUGAAAAUGAGUAGGAAUUACUAUACAGUCAUCCCUCAAAUAGUACGGUUUCCAAUAGUACAGUUUCAGUUUUUACGGAUUGUCAUAGAAUUUUUUUUAGGAUUUUUAAAUUUCCCACUCGUCGCACCAAGUAGCCAUGACGUGAGUGGCAACACUUUUCUACCCAUGGAGGUAGAAUUGGUGGAGUUGACAUCAGCCCAAUUAAGUGAAUCCACCGAACUGUCAUUUUUAGGGCCGCAAGGUUGUGGAAACCUGCCAGGUGUCAGGUGUCGUCAGGUCAGGCUCCCCCUUAAUGGGCUCGGCCAGGCUGCUCUCACCCGUGUAUCAAUCAUCUUCCGGGUCUAAAAAUGACAGUUUGGCGGCUUCACCUCAAUGAAUGGAAUUAUCGGCCCGUGUCAACUCCACCAAUUCUAUGUCCAUGGUUCUACCAGACUGCCACCCAUGCACAUCUCCUCAGUCCAUGUGUGUGCACAUCAGGAACACUGUUUUGCCAGUUUGAAACCUAUGCACUUUCCUUAAGUCCGUGUGUGUGCACAACCUCAGAUACGCUUCUCCAUUACCACAUAAAAUGAACAUUGGACCCAAGAGACAAACCAAAACACUUGCUGUAAGCACCCCAAAGUGUUCGAGAAAGCUGUUCACCUUGCAGAAGAAUUCAGAUUUAGGAGGUUACGUUUUUGUAUGAGUUAAGUUGUGGUAGGAAGAGCAUACCACUUGAAUACGAAUCACGCCUGGCUCAGCUUCUACUUGCCGGCCAAAGUUGCCAGUUAUGUAUGCAUUUUCUUCUGUAGUGUUACCACGCUUGGCAACAGAGCCAUCCUGGCAGCGCUCCCUUCCACAUUGUCAGCGAGCGGACCUUGUCAUACACUCACACUCUCUCUUACCCUUUACCAUAGUCUCUAAUUCUUUCUAAAUCAUACUUGAAAUAAGAUACGAAAUGGUAAUUGUGGAGAUUGACUUCGCACCUCCAAAAUACGGCAUUACACCUCCCUAUUAUAUACGUAGUUAAGGGAUGCAUAUUUAAACUACUCCAACCGAACUUUAUAUAACCUGACCUCUAAUGGGGGGGGUCUUCGCCCCCCUCGAUGCCCCCAGCGUGGUAACACUGCACUGUGACUGCAGCAGAAAAUGCAAAACUGGUAACUGAGCCAGAUUCCGUAGGAAUGCCCAGGAGUGUUUUUUUGGGGGGGCACUAAUUUUAUACGGAUUUUCGAAUAGUACGGGGGUCCUGGGUCCCUAACCCCCGUACUAUUUGAGGGACGACUGUAAUCAAGUAAUUGACAAUACUGCACCUACCAUUAAGUAAUAUACACUAAGAAAGUGCAGAAGAGAUAAAUGCACUCAUUCCCCUUAUUUCCCUCACCUAGCAUUUACGAAUAUAUAAUAUUUAUAUACUUACUUGAUAUAGGAAUAUGUUCAAUGUAAAUUAAAAGGGGUUUUAGUUAUUGUCUUUGUAUCUUGAGUAAGAUCCUGUACUCGAUGGAGCAGCAUGUGGAGGGAGGUGAAGCAGACGGCACUGCAACUGAUGCCUGCAAACUACAAUAACAAUGGCUAAAAUCCCUUUAACCCCUAAAGGACCGGGGGUGGCUGUAUUUUCGUUACUGCUGGGACCGGCCUACCCGCACUAAACCCCGAAAAUUGCCUGUGUUCACACACUCUCUGCGCUUAACCUAUAUUGCACGAGUGAAUAAGAUAGAUUUUGUACUAACCAUCAAGUCUUCCUCUUUCUAAUGACGCCAUCCAGAAGUCUCUACAUGCCGUUGUUACAGAGAAGUGGCGAGUUGAAUAGGAUUGACUUUUGGGGUGAGUGCUCCAUGUGUCCGAUUUGCCUCCAUGGCUAUGUCUAGGAAGUAAAGAAAAUGGGUGCCCCACGCUCUCUUUACACAAGAUAUACUAUAAUAUACACUCCUUCCACACUAUACAGCCCCUCUUGUGUGUGGCUAGCAGACCUUUCCAUCUUGUUUAUGUCCUACAGUGAAGUGUGAGAGCCAUUAUAGCCUAGGUUGUGCAGUAGAUAUGGUAAAAAUAAUAAUCACACUUGUUACAAUUUAGUACUUUAUUUUAUUUUUCUCUAUUUAUAAUCAAGAACAAGACCAAAAAUAAGAAAUAAUAAGAACAAGAACAAAAACAUGUCAGUGUCAUGUCACUCAUGGCGUUGAGGUGACCGGGCGGUGGGGAGCAGUCAGGGAAUCGGACACGUCCAAAUCACUGUCGCUGCUUUCUUCCAUGAUGAGAGUGUGGGAGAGACUGAAAGAGCAGCGAUAAGUGCUGUGAGUGGCUCACGGGCAUUGUUGCCAUCGAGUGUACCAAAAAAAGGCGAAAAGCAGCUAAAUUUAGCGUAAAAAUAGGAAAUCAGUUAUAACCGCCUCCGGCCCUUCCCCAGUAAAGCGGCUAUAGCCGCCUCCGGUCCUUUAGGGGUUAAAGUUACAGCGAACAUAUCCCCAUAUCAAGUAACUAUGAAUAUUCGCGUGUGGUGUCCAUAGUAAGCUCUUAUUGGCUAAUCUAUAUAAGGAGCCUGCAAGCAGUAAACCACAAUGUCUCCCUUUCCAUUUCUCUCCUACACUCUGCGUCAAUUAAUUGACUUUUCGUCACAUAUAAAUACACGUUUAUUGCAGGUAAACCUUCUUAUAACAACCAAACAAAAAGUAAAUAACAUUUUAUUUUGUACAAAAAUACACACCAAGUUUCCCUUUUAUACAGUACCCAUAAAAAUUAUCCGAACGCCAGGACGAUCAACAAAGUCUUUUAUACAUGCAUUGAUAAAAGGAUAGAAAAAAAUGUGUUAAAGACAUAAUGUAUAUAUUCAUGUGUUACAUCAGUAUUUAGUGUUUUCUCCUUUUGCAUUCAAGACAGCCUGGAUCAUCUUGGGCAUAUAAAAAACGAGCAGCAUUCUUCAUCUAUUUCCCUCACCCACACUCUCUUGACUUCUUCGAUGAGGGUAGGAAUGCUUGAUGUAAACCCUCCUUUGGAGCUUAAUUUUUGCAAUGUUCCAUAAGGUUUCAAUUGGAUUGAGGUCAGGGGAAUUCCCUGGCCAGUCCAGAAGUUUCGUGUCCUUGGAAGCAAUCCAUUCCUUUGUUCUCUGGGCCCUGUAGCACGGGGCGUUGUCUUGCAUGAAGACCGUGCAGCCAGUGAUCUCCAUGUGUGGCAUCAAAUGGUGUUCAAGCAUCUCGAUGUAUUUGUCUGCGUUCAUUUUAUCACCUGGCUUCAAAAAAUGUAGGCCACCACGCCCCUUGGCACUGAAGCAUCCCCAUGCCAACACUCCGGAAGGAUGCUUCAAGGUCUUGCGGGUAAACCUAGCAUCGAACCUGUCACUCCCUCGCUGUCGGCACACAGUCAUUCAGCGGCUGGAGAAAAUCUUAAAUUCUGAUUAGUCGCAAAACAUCACCUUUGACCACUGCUCAGCAGUCCAGUGUGCAUAGCAUUUGCAAAAAGCAAGCCUUUUCACCUUCAUAGGCUGAGUAAGAAGAGGUUUCGCCACAGGAUGUCGAGCAGGCAAACCAAGGUCCUUCUGGAGCCUGUGUUGGAUAGUGCGGAUAGACACAUCUCCAAGCACACCUUCGUGUCUCAUUCUCAAUUCUCGGGCUGAGAUGGAAGAGUUUUCUCUUACUUUCCUCCUCAAAAAAUGAUCGGUGGUCCUCGUGGUCUUAGGAUCUCUCUCAGAGGGCUUAAAUGUAGGGGGAACACGUCCUUCCUUACAGCCUUCGCCCCGCUUCACCCACAUCACAGUCAACUGGGAGAGCUCCAACUGACGCCCAAUUUCAGCAUAUCUCUUCCCCGCCUUCCUCAUAUGAAGAAUAAGCUUUUCAACAUCAGUAAUGUUUUUCCCCAUGCUGUGAGUCUGAAAGAAAUUCUUGGGUUCAAAGGUAAAAUGAUGCUAAAGGGGGUAAAUGUCUAGAGUGAAUAGCUAGGACACCCCUCUCCUUCAGAUACCCGGAGGGAACUGCUAUGCAUGGGAACGAUGUGCUUGAAAGGGGGCAGAAAUAUGGAAUGGAAAACAUAUCAUACCGGCAUUAAGACUACGACAUGGCGGAUGAAGGACAAUACACUCAAGCGUAUGAGAAUGAAAUCACACUCGUAUACGGAUUCUUUUUGCAUGUACUGUACUUGGUUGGAUUGCCCUUCCUCUUGAGAACUUCCCUGAGGCAUUUUCGAGGAGAAUCUGUGAGUUUCCUCAAAGUAUCGGUGUCAAGUGACUCCCAGGUGCUGCGCAGUUUCACCUCCAACUUGGGUGAAGAUGAUGUGUUUUUUUCCCCUCAACUUAACUUUGAUUAUAGCCCAAAGGUUUUCUUUGGGUGAGAGAUUGGAUGAGUUCGCUGUCCAGUUUGUGAUAUGAUUUAUACAACGGUCAGAGAACCAGUUUUUUUUAUCAAUUUUGCCGUGUGGUGGUGCUCCGUCCUGCUGGAAAAUGUCUGUGCCACUCUUCUCAAAUGAUGACUCCAUGUACUCAUUGAGAGUAAUUUACUAAGUUUCUUUUUUCAUGGUCUCAUUAUGGGGUAGUGUUACCAAGUCACCCAUACCACCCAAACCAUUAAAUGCUGAUGGUGGUGGCUGAGUGGUUAGCAUGUCGGCACUGUGUCCAGGAGGAUGGGGAUAACCUUCCCAUCUGCUGCCACAAGCUAGUAUUUUUCAGUUACUGCUGAGUGGCCUAAGACUACCCACAUGCUGUCCUGAAGGCCACCUAUCAACCCAGACUCUAGAUUCUCUCUCUAAUAGAGAGGAUCAAAUAUGAGCUCUGGGGGGCAGCAUGUGCCAAGCAAGAUGGCACCACUAUAAACACUUGCCUACGCCAUAAUGGGUCGGGGCUGACAAUCCAACCCCACCAAGAAAGCUUGCUGCAUAAAAAAUAAAAAAUAAAAAUAAAUAAAAAA